AUGAGGCUUCCUACAAUUAAAAAAUUAUCUUUGUUUGGAAACAAGAUACAUAGAUCCUGGCACGUGAUCGAUACGUUUUUGGUAGAUCGGGAAUCAGUGUACAUUUUUGAUAGUCAAGGGUUAAUUCCUUCCCUUAAUUCUGGAAUGAAUUCGUUAGAUGAAUAUAGUUUUGGAUAUUUUAAAUCAAACUAUGUCAAAGCUGUGUUUAUAAUACGCAUGAUAAAGAAUGUCCUUGGGGGUGAAAAUUUCCAAAUUGGAAUCAGGAAUUAUUUAAAACAUAAUAAGUUUCAAGCAGUCACUUCUGAUCAUUUUAAUGGUGAGAUGGUACACGUAUCUGGGAACAUGAAUAAAUUCUUAAAUCAUGCCCUUAUCAAUUGGGAAAACACUUCAGGAUAUCCACUUGUCACAAUAAUCAGAAAUUACUCAACGAAUAGAGCGAAAAUAACACAAUCACGUUUCAUGUUCAAUCACGCGUUGGAUUCGACAGACAGAUAUUGGAUUGCUCUGAAUUUUGCUUUUGAAGAUCAACCGGAUUUUGAUAAUACUUCCAUAACUCAUUGGUUCGAUCCAGCGAUGAUUUCAUUGGAUGUUUUAGCGCCAGAAGAGAACGAAUGGCUGAUAUGCAAUAAACAACAAUUUGGAUACUAUCGUGUGAAUUAUGAUAAAAGGAAUUGGAAAUUGAUAAUCAAUUUUUUAAAUUCUGCGCAUUAUAACAAAAUUCAUUAUUUAAAUCGUGCUAAAUUGAUCGACGAUGCUUUCGCACUGGCCGAAUCUGAUUAUAUUCCUUAUGCAAUUCCAUUCAAGUUAACAGAUUAUCUUGAGCAAGAAAUGAAUUAUGUGCCAUGGGCUGUAUUCUGGGGACACAUGGAUCGUUUGUACUUUGAAUCUGGUCUACGUUACUCUUCUUAUUAUGAAAAUUUCAAAAAAAACGUUGUUGACUUAUUCAAUAAAGUCGAAAACAGCUUCGUUUAUAAUACACUAAGUCAUGAUAUUUUUAAUAAAAAAUCCAUCAAAAUGAUGUUAUUGACUAUGACGUGUGCGUUUGGCUCUGAUAUCUGUAAGGAUUACACGCUUGCUAUGCUCUCAACAUGGCUAGCAGAUUCAAAAAACAAUGUUCUUCCAGAAGAUAUACACCCAGAUAUCCUGUGUGGUGGACUUCGUUUUGCUCAUGAAGAAAUUUGGAAUAUAGUACGAGCAAAAUAUUCCCUCAGUAAAGAUGGUAAAAUUUCAACAUCAUUUGGUUGUACGUCAAAUUACACACUUCUGCACAACAUAAUGUUUGACACAAUGAAUGCCAUUGACAACGUUUCUAAAGAUGACUUAUGGAACUUACUCACAUCGAUCAUCUCUAAAAGUGAUAUAGGUGUGAAAGUCAUACUAGAUUUUGUUAAAAAUUAUGAAACUUCAAUAAACUAUACGGACUCUCGUUAUUCAUUCAUAAGAGUUGCUAUUACAUUAGUCGGGCAUUAUGUUAAAACAGAAAAUGAUUUUAAAAGAUGGAGUGAAAUCAUUCCAAAAAUCGUUGGCCAAGAAAAAGCUGAAGAAUACAUAAAUAAUAUCCAAAAUAAUAUCAAGCCGUACUUUUUACAAUUUCAUUCGAUAGAAAAUUACUUUACGAAAAAAUAUAAUUCAGAUAAUUAG
Molecule: messenger RNA, 1641 nt
Organism: Cotesia congregata
Lineage: Eukaryota; Metazoa; Arthropoda; Insecta; Hymenoptera; Braconidae
Source: the annotation of a GenBank genome assembly